Molecule: messenger RNA, 1320 nt
Organism: Eutrema salsugineum
Lineage: Eukaryota; Viridiplantae; Streptophyta; Magnoliopsida; Brassicales; Brassicaceae
Product: transcription factor MYB1R1
Exons: 3
Coding region: 131-931 (266 amino acids)
Biological process (GO): response to auxin; response to gibberellin; response to ethylene
Molecular function (GO): DNA binding; zinc ion binding
Source: RefSeq, a predicted model, not a curated record
ACAAACCUAAACCCUCCAAAUUUUCUUUUCUUCACCUUUUUUAUUCCUCUCUUCUCUCUCUCUUACUCUCUCUCCUUAGUUCUGAUCUGUUCUCGCGCUCUUUAACGAGCAUCUUCUGGCUCGUGGAAAGAUGUCGCGCAGCUGCUCGCAGUGUGGAAACAACGGCCACAACUCUCGCACCUGCCCGACGGAGAUAUCCGCCGCCGCCGGCGAAGACGGCGGAGGAGGAGGAGGAGAGAAUAAAGGCAUCAUGCUUUUCGGCGUCCGCGUAACGGAGGCUUCAUCGUCUUCCUUCAGGAAAAGCGUAAGCAUGAACAAUCUAUCUCAAUUCGAUCACGCCGCUCACGACUCAAACCCCGUCGAUGACGGUGGCUACGCCUCAGACGACGUCGUUCACGCCUCCUCCGUCAGAAACCGCGAACGCAAGCGAGGGACUCCAUGGACGGAGGAUGAGCAUAGAUUGUUCCUCACGGGGCUGCAUAAAGUCGGAAAAGGAGAUUGGAGAGGAAUCUCUAGAAACUUCGUCAAAACUCGUACACCGACUCAGGUCGCGAGUCAUGCUCAGAAGUAUUUCCUCCGCCGUACAAACCAGAAUCGCCGCCGUCGUAGAUCCAGCCUCUUUGACAUCACUCCCGAUUCGUUCAUAGGAACUUCAACAGAAGAGAAGAACCAAUCGCAGACGCCAUUGGAGAGGAUGAAACAUAUCCGUCCGGUUCCUAUUCCGAUUCCGAUUCCUCCAUCGCGGAAAAUGGCUGAUCUGAAUCUCAAUCAGAAAACAUCGGCGCCGGCGGCGGCGGAGAUGUUCCCGUUGUCGCUGAAUUUACAAGUGAAGACUACGUCCUCUUCUUCAUCUUCCAAUGAACAGAAGACACGUGGCUCGGCCUUCGAUACGAUGUCGAAUAACGGGGAUAGUAUAAUGGGAAUGGCUUGAUGAAGAUGAAAACGCCUUUAAUUUAAAAACAAAUCGUUUGAUUAUUAUAAGACAUAAGAUCUGCUGAUUUAAUGUGAGAUUGGAGAAAAUUAAACAUUAGGCUAAUUAGAUACUUUGAUUAGACUCGGGUAAGUUUUAAUUAGUGUGUACAGUUUUUUUUUUUUUUUGGGGAAGGGAGAAGGAAACGACUUGUCGUUUUUGUUGUUGUACGAUGAUAUCAAAUGAUGCGGUAAAACAACAGGUAGUGUGAGUGUCUGUGUGUUGUUUUGGUCAAAAGACUUUUGUCUUUUCAUCAAAGUGUAGUUUGUGUUAGACUACUUCAAAGAAACUUGCCUGUUGGUUUUGGAUGCUUAAAAUUAUAUGGAAUUUUAAUUAUUGUUCCUUGAAAA